Messenger RNA from Anneissia japonica, 4206 nucleotides. RefSeq lists its product as uncharacterized. Bases 157 to 4206 code for a protein of 1349 amino acids. The record is from RefSeq and is a predicted model, not a curated record. Gene Ontology annotation, biological process: regulation of apoptotic process. The transcript has 8 exons. Gene Ontology annotation, molecular function: protein binding. NCBI's taxonomy places the organism in Eukaryota, Metazoa, Echinodermata, Crinoidea, Comatulida, Comatulidae.
CUGAAAUUGAAGUGGCACACGCAAUUUCAGCGUAUGAGAAGGAAACAAUUUCCAAAUGUGUCAUUGAACACAUUGACAAAGCAUAUACCAAAGAAGGUCAAACCACAGUGUAUAAAGUACCACAACUGGUAAAAGUUUAUUAAAAAGAAAGUCAAUAUGGCAGAAGAAACCACAAAGGGAAUUUCCGAUGAGGAUUAUCGUCAGCUGUUGCAUGAUAUAUCAGAAUGGUAUGAUGGAAUUGGAUCCAUCAGUAUGCUGAAAGUACUGUACAGUGAUUUGACUGAUGUUAGUACACUAGAUAAAGCUAAUAAAAUGCGCGAGUUGCUGAACAACUUGCAUGCUUCUGGGAGUCUGAGUCCAACAGAUCUUAGUAUUCUGUAUGAUACCAUAAACAUAACUAAACAAUUUGGAUUCAAACCAAAGAAUGAGGAUCUGCUUCCACUUUUCCAAAAUGUUAAGAAUUUAACAGUAUCAAAAUUCACAUCGUACAGGCAAAAGCUGGUAAAACUAGGAAUGACAUUGAAUGAAGAGGAUGUAGCAACGCUGAAUGGUUCAUUUAACACACUACUCAAGAAAUAUGAAGACAGAUGGCAUUUGAUUAGGGAUCUAGAGCACAGAAGAGUAAUUUGUGAAGAAAACAUGAAAGCAUUUAUUGAAAGGUUGGAGAGACUCCAGCUCUUUUCAGCUGUGGAAGCUCUUUUAGAAGAUGAAGAACUCAAACCAACAGCAUCUAAAAGACAAAAGUUGAUGUUGAAAGGUGACCAAGAUGGUGAACUCAAACCGACAGCAUCUAAAAGACGAAAAUUGAUGUUGGAAGGCGACCAAGAUACCGUUAUCAAAAAUUAUCUACUCAAAAGACAAAAAAAUUUGUGCUGCCGUGUCAACCGGUUCACACCAGCUACUUUACGUACAUUAUACCAAGUAGAUAUUGCCAAUAUGUUUACUGAUCUGGAGCUACUGAAAAAAAAUAAGAAAGAAGGCGAGCCAGUAACAUUACAGGAGCUUUUAGAUGUUAUCAAAUCCACACCAGCAUGUAGAACUCUCAUAGAAGGUGAAGGUGGUAUUGGCAAAUCAACUCUUCUCAGGUACUUAGCUUACAAUUGGGCAAAUGAUUCAGAUAAAACAUUUGAAGGUAAAAUUGUGUUUCUGAUAAAUGUCAGAGAUAUUGGCAAAGGUGAGGAUAUUUUUAAUGUAAUUUUGAAACAAAGUAAUCUAAAUGAUUUUGAAAUGAAAACUUAUCUUCCGAAUGAUCCGAUGUUAAUAAAAAGAUUCAUAUUAAGACACGAUGAUGAGAUUGUAUUGUUGUUAGAUGGAUUGGACGAAUUAGAAGAUGGAAAUGUAUGUCCAAUAAGCCUUUUUAAAAAACAGGAAUUGGAAGACAGCAAUGUGAUACUUACAUCUCGAUCAGAAAACAUAAAUGAAUUUAUUAAAGUGAGCAGUGUUCAUGUGAAAGUAAAGGGGUUCGAUGCUAAGAACAUAAGAAAAUAUAUUAAGAAACACUUUGAUUACUUUGAAGGACCUGAACUAGGAGAUUCUCUUAUCAAAGAGUUGAACCUAUAUACGGAAUUCUAUAGAUUUAAACAUCUUGAAGUAAUUUUAAUGUGUAAGAAUCCAAUGUUACUACUCUCAGUAUGUACUAUGUGGGAAGACAAGCACAGUCUUCCAACUAAUAAAGCUGAUCUUUUUAAAGAGGUUUUUCGCAGCAUUUUGAAUCAGUUCAACAAACAAGAAGGCAAUACCCAAAAAAUCACUAAAUUCAGUGAUACUCCCAUUGAGUAUGUACAUGCAAUGCUUAUGUUAGGAAAGUGCAUGUAUAAAAGCUUAAAGAGAAACCAACUUUCGAUAAACAGUAGAGAUUUAGAAGGAAAAAAAGAAAUGGUUUUCCUGGCUUUAAAACUAGGAUUUGUCUACCUAGAUGAACCACAUUCAAAAACUGAUUUUGAACAAUGUUUUACAGCUCCUCACAAGUUGAUAGUAGAGUCAUUGGUAGGAUUUUACAUUUCAAAACUAUGUCAGACAGCAGGGUUAGAGAAUGAGUGUGCAGGGGACUUAAAACAUUUACUUACUCCAUUGGAUGAGGAUGAAUGGGAGAUUAUAAGAGAAAGUGAAUAUUUAGAAAUGGCAAGAACAUUUACAAUACAAUUCCUUGGUGCUAAUGUGGGAAAAUUUUUUAUUCACUGGUUGACAAAAGAUCUCUCAACAUAUCGCUCUCUAAUGAAGAAUUAUUUAAGAUCGUUGAAGGCAGAGCACCAGGUUUCUGUUGAAGAAGCACUAAUUGAUCACAUGACCAAGACACACUUAAAAAUACAACCACAUGUUAAUGGCAUAUGUAAAUCACUUAUGAGAUAUAUUCAUCAUAUUAAUCCAUCUUUAGAGGUAUUUGAAGAUGAGCAUUUUAUUAAACUUACGAGAAUAAUUUAUGGCAUGACGCUAAGGCUAUCAGUUACACCACCUCGUUUUAAAAGUUUAUGUAACAAAAUGUCAUCUGAAGAAAAAGGCAAAAUGCUCGCUCACAUACUGUUUCCUAUACGAGAUCAUAAUUAUAUGUUAGAAAAUAUUAUCCCUGAAGUGUGUGCUGAUGAUGAUAUUAAAUACCUAACAGCUGAAUAUAAGAAACUUGAUAUGCAUUAUGAUAUUAGACAUUAUCAAGUAUUUAAUAAAAGUUCAAUUACUACUAUAUUUUUAAUUCAUCUUUUGACCAAUUCACCAAAACUUAAAAAGUUGCACUUAAACUUUUGUAUUACAGGUGAUAUUAUGAAUGAUAUGAUCAGAGAGCUUUCAGGUAGAGAGAUCAAGUUAGCAUUAGAGACUCUUUAUAUCUAUGGUAAUAAUCUCAGUACAAUUAAUGGUGCUUCACUGGCUUCUUUAAUGUCAGUUACUCCACAACUGAAUGACCUUAAUUUGAGCAAUUGUAGUUUAACAGGAGAUAUUAUGAAUGAUAUGAUCAGAGAGCUUUCAAGUAGAGGGAUCAAGUUAGAAUUAAAGUCUCUUGAUAUCGAUGGUAAUAAUCUCAGUACAAUUAAUGGUGCUUCACUGGCUUUUUUAAUUACACAAAUACUACAUAGUCUUCACUUGAGCAAUUGUAGUUUAACAGGUGAUAUUAUGAAUGAUAUGAUCAGAGAGCUUUCAAGUAGAGGGAUCAAGUUAGGAUUAAGGUCUCUUGAUAUCGAUGGUAAUAAUCUCAGUACAAUUAAUGUUGCUUCACUGGCUUCUUUAAUUACACCAAUACUACAUAUGCUUCAAUUGAGUAACUGUAAUUUAACAGGUGAUAUUAUGAAUGAUAUGAUCAGAGAGCUUUCAAGUAGAGGGAUCAAGUUAGAAUUAGUGUCUCUUUAUAUCAAUGAUAAUAAUCUCAGUACAAUUAAUGGUGCUUCACUGGCUUUUUUAAUUACACAAAUACUACAUAGUCUUCACUUGAGCAAUUGUAGUUUAACAGGUGAUAUUAUGAAUGAUAUGAUCAGAGAGCUUUCAAGUAGAGGGAUCAAGUUAGGAUUAAAGUCUCUUGAUAUCGAUGGUAAUAAUCUCAGUACAAUUAAUGGUGCUUCACUGGCUUCUUUAAUUACACCAAUACUAUGUAGGCUUCACUUGAGUAACUGUAAUUUAACAGGUGAUAUUAUGAAUGAUAUGAUCAGAGAGCUUUCAGGUAGAGGGAUCAAGUUAGUAUUAUGGUAUCUUGAUAUCGAUGGUAAUAAUCUCAGUACAAUUAAUGUUGCUUCACUGGCUUCUUUAAUGUCAGUUACUCCACAACUGAUUGAGCUUCACUUGAGCAAUUGUAGUUUAACAGGUGAUAUUAUGAAUGAUAUGAUCAGAGAGCUUUCAAGUAGAGGGAUCAAGUUAGGAUUAAAGUCUCUUUAUAUCGAUGGUAAUAAUCUCAGUACAAUUAAUGGUGCUUCACUGGCUUCUUUAAUUACUCCAAUACUAGAUAGGCUUCACUUGAGUAACUGUAAUUUAACAGGUGAUAUUAUGAAUGAUAUGAUCAGAGAGCUUUCAAGUAGAGGGAUCAAGUUAGGAUUAGAGUCUCUUCAUAUCGAUGGUAAUAAUCUCAGUACAAUUAAUGUUGCUUCACUGGCUUCUUUAAUGUCAAUUUCUCCACUACUGAUUGAGCUUAAAUUAAGCAACUGUAGUUUAACAGGCGAUAUUAUGAAUGAUAUGAUCAGAGAACUUUCAAGUAGAGGGAUCAAGUUAGGAUUAGUUUCUUUAUAUUGA